Molecule: messenger RNA, 626 nt
Organism: Phoenix dactylifera (date palm)
Lineage: Eukaryota; Viridiplantae; Streptophyta; Magnoliopsida; Arecales; Arecaceae
Gene: PSAK
Product: photosystem I subunit K
Biological process (GO): photosynthesis
Cellular component (GO): photosystem I; membrane
Source: RefSeq, a predicted model, not a curated record
CAUUUCCAAAGCUUUAAAGGUUCUUCCAAGUCCCAGACCUGAAAACCCAACGAAGGGUAGUUCUUGAUUCCUACACUGGCAAGAAGCCAUGGCUUCCAAGCUCGCCACUCCACCCACAGUCAUGACUUCUCUCCCACACUUCAGUGGCCUCAAGGCCCAACCAUCCAUGGUGAUGCUGCCACCGACCAGGCAACGGGGAAAAGGAGCUUUGGGUGCUCGCUGUGGCUUCAUUGGCUCACCAACAAACAUUAUAAUGGUGACCACCACAACCUUGAUGCUGUUCGCCGGGAGGUUUGGAUUGGCACCAUCGGCUAACAGGAAGGCGACGGCAGGGCUGAAGCUCGAGGUGCGUGAAUCCGGGCUGCAGACCGGCGAUCCGGCCGGAUUCACCUUGGCUGAUACCUUGGCAUGUGGGACAGUAGGCCACAUAAUGGGCGUUGGAAUCGUCCUGGGUCUCAAGAACCUGGGCAUCAUAUAAAAGAAAGUGCCUCUCCUUCAUGAUAGUUUUUCUAUAGAUUGGCUGGUGUACACAACUUCUUUUAAUGCAAAGAACAACUACUUAUCUUGCUAUUUUGCAAAUGAGCUGUAAAUUAGUUCUUUCAUCAACCGGAGGUUCCGACCAGAAA